AUGAACCCAUCCGAGAAACUGGGAACUGGUCCUUUCCUGGAUAACGCCCGCCGUCCCCUCAGCCUGCUGGUGGGCAACCUGGGUCUGGCUGACCUGCUGUACGUCAGCACGCUGCCCUUCCUCGUCAGCUACUACCUGCGGGACAGAGCCUGGCUCUUCGGGCAGGGCUGGUGCCGCGUCACCCGGGGCCUCUUCCACCUCAACCUCUACGCCAGCAUUUGCUUCCUCACCUGCAUCAGCGUCCACCGCUACCUGGGCAUUGUGCACCCGCUGAAGGCACGGGGCAGGUGCCAUGGCGCAACGUCUUCGGCAUGGCUCAGCGCGACGGUCUGGGCGUGGGUCAUUGCACAGGUAGCUCCCGAUUUUGCCUUCAGCAAGAUGGACAACACGGGGACGCGGUGCCAUGACACGACGGGCCAUGAGAACCUUGGCGUUUACUUGCCAUACACCACAGCUGUCACCGUGACAGGGUUCAUCAUCCCGUUCCUCAUCAUCAUCGGAUGUUACUGCCACGUGGUGGUGGUGCUCUGCAGGAAUGACACCAUGGACCUCAGGCUCAGGAGAAGAAGCAUCAGACUGGUGAUUCUGGUGAUGGUCCUCUUCUCCAUCUGCUUCCUCCCCUACCACAUCUUCAGAAACCUCAACUUGUUGUCUCGAGGCUGGCAGCUGCAUGGGUCCUGCACACAAGCUUCAAAGAACAUCUACGUGUCCUACCAGGUGACCAGGGGCCUGGCCAGCUUCAACAGCGCCCUCAACCCCCUGCUCUACGUGAUGACCAGCAAAGACUGUAUGUCACAUAUGAGGGCCAUCCACCAAAGAGCCAGCCAGUCCCUGGGGUCCACCUUUGGGAGAAAAACCUCCUGCCAGGCGGAUGAGAGGAAGAUGAGCAUCAUUCUUUGUGAGGAGGAAGCUUCUGAUGAGCUCUAA
Opisthocomus hoazin is the source of this 927-nucleotide messenger RNA. The record is from RefSeq and is a predicted model, not a curated record. NCBI's taxonomy places the organism in Eukaryota, Metazoa, Chordata, Aves, Opisthocomiformes, Opisthocomidae.